GCUAUGAAGUGGAUAAAGAUUGCCUGGGAGGAAGUAUCCACCAAAACGAUUAGGAGCUGUUGGUUACGCACCAAAACUAUAACUUCACGCGAUGAUAAUGGAGUACCUAUUAUCCCCCCUACUGUCAUUGAAGGCACCAAUGAUAUAGAAGAAAAUCCACCUGUUGAUCCAAAUGAUGAAUUAAUCAUCAAGGAGCUUCAGCAACAAAUAAAUAUGUUGCAAGUUCGUAAUCCAAUGCCAAUUGAAGACUUGCUAAACCCUGAAGAGGAAAGGGAAAUACACCAACAAUUUACCGAUGAAGACCUGAUCCAUGGUGCUACGGAAAUAGAAGAGGCCGAAGAUGAAUUUGUAAUGCUGCCCUUGACCGGAGAAGAACAAUUGAAUAUCUUGCGUGGUGCCUUGAGAAUUGUUGAUGAAAGGGUUGAUGAUGGUGGAGUAACACUGAAAUUCUUGCGCAAACUACAAAAUUGUAUCCGUGAGGAG
This is a messenger RNA of Cetraspora pellucida, 483 nucleotides long. The record is from the annotation of a GenBank genome assembly. Lineage: Eukaryota; Fungi; Glomeromycota; Glomeromycetes; Diversisporales; Gigasporaceae.